This is a messenger RNA of Tinamus guttatus (white-throated tinamou), 1640 nucleotides long. The record is from RefSeq and is a predicted model, not a curated record. Lineage: Eukaryota; Metazoa; Chordata; Aves; Tinamiformes; Tinamidae.
CUGUCGGGGCCUUUUUGGGCUCCUUGACCUGCCAGAGGAGAAACCUGAGCCGGCGGCAGCGGCGCCUGGGACGGGCACCCGGUGCCGCCGGCAUCGCCCGCUCACCCGGCACCGCCUCCCUGGCAGAUAAACUCUUCGGGAAGCGGCUGCUGCAGGCCGGGCGCUACAUCAUGUCCCACAAAGCCUGGAUGAAGACGGUGCCCACGGAGAACUGCGACGUGCUCAUGACCUUCCCGGACUCCACCGACGCCCCCACGCUGCUCUCGGCUGGGGAGGAGCAGCGUGGUGGCCUGGGCAGCACUGCGCUCUCUCUGUGUUCUCUCCACGCUCUCAUCGCGCUCUCUCCAUGUUCUCUCCGUGUUCUCUCCAUGUUCUCCCCAUGUCCUCCCCGCGCUCUCUCCAUGUUCUCUCCGUGUCCUCCCCGCGCUCUCCCCGCGCUCUCGCGGCGCUCGCCCUGCGCAGUCCCGGAGCUGGCAGCCCGCGGCGUCAUCCAGCAGGUCUUCCCGCUGCACGAGCAGAGGAUCCUCAAGCGGCUCAUGAAGUCCUGGGUGCAGGCGGUGUGCGAGGCCCAGCCGCUCGACGAGAUCUGUGACUACUUCGGCGUGAAGAUCGCCAUGUACUUUGCCUGGCUGGGCUUCUACACCUCGGCCAUGGUGUAUCCCGCUGUCUUCGGCUCCAUCCUCUACACCUUCACCGAGAGCGACCAGACCAGCCAGGACGUGUGCUGCGUGGUCUUCGCCAUCUUCAACGUCAUCUGGGCCACGCUGUUCCUGGAGGAGUGGAAGCGCCGGGGCGCCGAGUUCGCCUACAAGUGGGGCACGCUGGACACGCCGGCCGAGUCCAUCGAGGAGCCGCGGCCCCAGUUCAGGGGCAUCAAGAGGAUCAGCCCCGUGACGAGCGCCGAGGAGUUUUACUACCCACCCUGGAAGCGGCUGCUCUGCCAGUGCCUGGUGAGCCUCCCUGUCUGACUCUCCUGCCUCUCCUUCGGCUUCCCCAUGCUGGGCUGCUUCCAGCUCCAGGAGUUCAUUCUGAGCAUCCAGGAGCUGCCGCGCGUCCUGCGCUUCCUGCCCAAGAUUGUGCUGGCCCUCGUGGUGGCCGCGUGUGACGAGGUCUACAAGAAGAUCGCCUGCUGGCUCAAUGACAUGGAAAACUACCGGCUGCAGAGUGCCUACGAGAAACACCUCAUCAUCAAAAUGGUCCUGUUCCAGUUUGUAAAUUCCUACCUGAGUCUUUUCUACAUCGGUUUCUACCUCAAGGACAUGGAGCGGCUGAAGGAGCUCCUGCUCAUCUUCUCUCUCUCCCAAAGCCUCGUGCGUCAGCUCAAAGAGGCCCUUCUCCCCUUCAUCCUCCUCCACCUCCACCUCUCCCUCAUCUUCCUUAAGGGCCUCCUGGGCUUUUGCUGGAGACUGGGAGUAUCCAAAGACACCUUCCAGGACUACCAGGAGAUGUUCAUCCAGUUCGGCUACGUGGUGCUCUUCUCGUCCGCCUUCCCGCUGGCCGCCAUGUGCGCCCUGGUGAACAACAUCAUCGAGAUCCGCAGCGACGCCUUCAAGCUGUGCACGGGGCUGCAGCGCCCGUGCGAUGACCUGCGGGUCUCUAUUUCGGCUCCUACAGAAGAAUCACUGAAGGGUUACAGGUAA